GGUACAGUUUCCCUUCUCUAAAGUUGUUCUUUAUUCUAUGCCUCCACUCGAAAACCAAAACGGCGUGCAGUUCCGCGUGUGCUUUCCCGUUAGUGGUUCAUUAGCCUGUUUUUGUGCUCUCAAAUAGCCUCCACUGAGCUGAGGGACCAUGGCUAGGCGGAAGAGAGGCAAGAAUAGUCGGAGUGCGGCCAGCAAGGUCAAUAAUGGCUCCUAUACCGAAGAUGCAUACAUUUCCGAUGCUGUCGAACAUCCGUCACGAAGUGAAGAUACGUUAGCAGACUGUAAGACGAUGGAUGACUCGGUCGGCAAAACUGACCUAAACAGUGUCGUCGAAGACGAGAGAAAUUCGGACGCACCUGAGCAACCGCGAAUCGUUCAACAAACCGUGGCGAACCGCAAGCGUGCGGAUCUGUCGGCCAGCGAAAUCAAGAAAAACGCCGCGCUGAUCGUCCAAGACAGAAAGAACGUCAACCUCCUCCUCGACGUCGUCGACUGCCUGUCUUCCGAAUCUGAGGACGUCGUGGUCGCUGCCGCCCAGGCGGCCAACAAGGUGUUCUGUCACUUCCUCAAGACGAGCGCGGCCCUGUACGAGAGCGAAGCCGCAAAACCCGCCGAAUCGCAAAACGCGCUCGAAAAGUUCAACGCUUGGCUUCGGCAGCGGUACGCCGACGCGUGGCGUAGCGUCGUCGCGACGAUUUCGGGCGCCUCGUCCUCCGGCCGCGUGCAGAGCCUCGCGCUCCAGGUCGCCAUGAAGUGGAUCGAGGUGGAGACGCUGCACAAGAAGCAGGGAGAGCACCACGUCCCCAGCGCCAAAGUAGCAGCCGUCGUCGAAGCGCUGCUGGACCCCGAGCGCGACAUGAAAAGCGUCAUCUCCAAGUUCAACCAGUUCCUCGACCUGGCCGACGUCAAGACGUACGCGCUCCGCGCGCUGGGCAAAGUGGCUCGGACCUGGAGGAGGAUCGACGCGCAGACGGCUACGAAACAAGAUGGCGAUGAGGACAAGGCGACGUCGAAAGAGGAAGAAGAGGAGGAGGUGAAAGAGUCGCAGUCGACGAAGAAGCCGGAAAUGACCGAUCGAUACCUGUCGAACCUCUACCACCUUCUCCUGGGUUUCGACAUGACUGCGGAACCGCACAAGCCGGGAGAGCCCGUUCCCGUUUUGGGAGGCGAGAGCACGAACUACAUCGUCAACCGCGAACAAGAGGUCAAGCGCCUGUCGGCGGUGUGGAUCACUUUCUUGCGACAGAAGCUUCCCGUGAAGCUGUACCGCGAGCUGCUCAUCCUGCUCCCCGAGAAAGUGGUGCCGUACAUGCACAACCCUCUCCUGGUCACCGACUUCUUCAUCGAGUCGUACAACCGGGGCGGCUCCUACAGUCUGCUGGCCCUUAAUGGUCUCUUCCUACUCAUCCACCGGUACCACCUGGACUACCCCAACUUCUACGAGAAGCUGUACGCCCUGCUGGAGCCGAGCGUCUUCUACGAGAAGUACCGGGCCCGGUUCUUCUUCCUCACUGAUCUGUUCUUGUCGUCGUCCCACCUUCCAGCAUACCUUGUAGCCUCGUUUGCCAAGAAGCUGGCCCGCAUGGCUCUAGCAGCGCCCCCUUACGCCCUUCUUUAUGUCAUCCCGUUCAUCGGCAACCUCCUGAUAAGGCAUCGCAGUCUAGUCACCAUGAUCAACGACUCCUCGGACCGCGACGCUUCUAUAGACCCGUAUGAAGCGGAACAGACAGACCCAAGCAAGUCGCAGGCUGUGGACAGCUCCCUCUGGGAGCUGAAGACGCUGCAGAGUCAUUGGUACCCCACUGUGGCUAAGAAGGCAAAGUUCAUCGACGACAACCUGCCACGAAUGGAGUGGGACUUCUCCGAACGACUCGAGGAGGGAUAUGCUGAAAUGAUGAAGCGCGCCAAGUCUGCUAAGCACAAGGAGGCACCGACAAACUUCCACAAGGUUGAAGGACUCUUGAAGCAAAAGGAAGAGCUUCUGAGUGAGUUGUGGACUUUGGAGUGAGAACAAUCCUCAGGCUUUCAUGAACUUGGCAUGAGGAAGACCAUUCCAUUGUGCGUAGAUGACAAUGUUGGCACAGUGUGUGUCCAAAAUCUGUCCUCGCAUGUGUCCUUGAAGAGUGGUGGUGCCUAUGGGCCAUCGCUGUGCCUUUUCAUCCUGUGAAACCAUGGAUGUCUCGGGACAUUUUGUCAUGUAACAUUAUUUGGAGAUCUGGAAUGUUUCACUGUUCCUGCAACUCAAAUACACCUGCACAUCAGGAGGUCUGCUGUACCUACUCAGCUACAAAGUGCUUGCAUUAAACAUUACAGAAAAAAUUGCCAAAUUACAAAAUUUCUUGUGCUAGAAAUACCCUCAAGCUGCGUUAGAAAUUACUCAAGUGGAAGUGAUGUUUGUAAAAAUCCUGCAAACAUUAUCAGUAGGCUACAAGGAACUGUAACCUGCUCAGUCAUUCUGACACAUUGAAUUUAGUAUGGAUAGUUACUGAAAUAAUGCAACUGUGUGCUCAUCUAAGGUUAUUGCAUAUCAGCGCAGCAACACAAGUAAAUUUCCUUGCUAUGCAAUGACAUUAGCUGAUCAUUUUUUUUAGUGCUUAAGUGGCACUACGAAGGUGUGGCAAGAUGAAACCUGCAAGAGCAUGUUCUUUGGUCAUUAUUGUUCACUUAUUCUCAAAACAAACUUUGCUUUGUGUCUUGCACAUUUGGGGUGAAGUUGAAGUUUUGCUCAAUGACCAAGUCAAACAUGAAAAAGUAGAGAGAUUUCAAAGCCUGUACGGGUCCUCGCUGAAAAUUUUGUCAAACCCUUGAUCCAACCUUUAUAGUGCCUUGAGACCACCAGUUGAAGAGGCCAUAAGCGUGUGACUUAUGGCAUCUUUGAGAGCAACGCUAUAGCUAAUUAGUGGAACUUAUGCACAAUAUAGAUAUUCUCCUAAUUUCGGAUAUGAUUUUAGUUUCUAAAUAUCUUAUUCGCCAAUUUUUCUGUGCUCCCUGGAAGUAGGAAAAGUAGGGUCUCUUGUACAAGUUUUGAGCUUCAUACCAGCCAUGGGAAAAUAGCCUGUGCUGCUCCUCAUAGACAAAUAAUUGCGAAUAAGUUCAAAAAGUAUUUCUUUUACUUUACCAUUUAAAAAAUACAUUGUAAUCUCAUUUAUAUUUAUUAAGGACACUGGUGAUUAGUUUCCUAAAACACAUAUGACCAGAAUUGCUGCAGAUUACAAUAACGCCUGCAUACUUUCAUUCUACACAUCCUUGUACAAACAAAGUUCCCCUACUAGCUGUUCAUGAUGUCAUAGAUUCGGACAGCACCUGCUCCAGGCUAAGUGAUGCUUUGUCGACAAACAAAAAAGUUCAACAUUUCAAUAAUAAGUUCAACAUUGCACUCAACCUAAGGGGUUCUGAGAAAUUUGCACGCACAGAAAUGAAAGACAUAAUGCAGAUGUACCAGUGCUUUGGUUUGCCCAUAAAAUUCAGAGGAACUGUCACGAUCAACCCGGGCUCGUGAACGACGGGGGGGGCUGCGUUUUCCCCACUAAGAAGCAAUGUUUCCUCGCCACAUAAAUGAAAACAGUUGUGAUAGAAUACUUCACGAUUCUAAACUGUUUUAGCGCUGCUCUUUAGUAUCCCUUUAAAGAAUUACCUCUAAAAACUUAGCAAAAAUGCAAGCAAGCUUCGGAGCACCCUGAAUAAUUUACUGAGCUGCUUAUUGCUACAAACCAGUUUCGGUUGCGGUACACGGGAAGUGGAUGUGUCACAACCAUAUGUCAGCACACUCACUCGCAAGUACGCCGACUUAACUCACUCCAAACUCAUUUCGCAAGCCUGAGUGAGUGCUAGUGACCUUGAGUGGACGCGAAACACGUAGGAGUGAGUACCGAUUGGCGCGGCUUCAAACGAAAGUCACUGACUUUCAUGGAAGCUUGAGUGAACGUUAUGUAGCAAUGGGGGGGACUGUCAGUGGGCAUGGCGGAAUUUUUCCUUGGCAAAAAUUUCCAGGGUCGCACAUCGCAUUCAGAGUGGAACGCACCAGCUCCCACGAUACAUACAAGCCGCGUGGACUCCGGGGCACAAGUCCUUACAUGGCAAUCAACAGGCACACGCCUACAUCCGAGCGCACCCACACUAGGAACCGCAAGAGGGUUAUGCCGAACAAUUCCACGCCGAGCGCAUACCAUUAACCUACUUGCACACCCUACAACACUAUUGCCUUUCACGAAGAACACUACUGCCGCCUCGUAAUGCUCCAACACGAGAGGAAACCGUAAUGUGGCGGAAACUCCAAAGAAACAUAACCACACUUGAGUCUCUACCAUGCCAUACACUCCGUGCUGUAUUCCUAUAAAUGCCCGCACUGCGAUUAAUGCGCGGCACUUUACCACAUGGUAUCAGCUUACGCAAGCACGCGAGACCUCACCGCAUGGCAAUGGGAGGCCGUGCGGUGAGGUCACUGCACUGUCCAGCUCCAACUCAACGAACCAGCUCAACCUGGUCAACCAAGCAGGAAGGGCAGUAACUCUGUAGUAAAACUGUAGUAACUCUGCAGUAUCUCAGUAACUCUGCAGUAUCUCUGUAGUAAAAAAAAGAGGAGGGGGGAAUAACCACGUGAUUUCGAAUGCUGGCACAGUAGCCAUCUAAGAAUUAAAACUAUGCGGCAGUGCCGAGUUCAUCCAAGUCGCUUUGAAAACUGGUUCAUUGCCAUUGAUGAGCUGUGCUCGUCCAAAGCCAAAUUAACCAGGAUCACGUUGACGAGCUAACCUCCUCCAAAACAUUUACGGUGUUAAAGUGCUACUUGAGCUACUUGCUCAUAAUGUCAGACAAGUGGUUGUCUUAAAACUGCCUUCUUUCAUGUACACGCUAUGUGCCAUGUUUUCAGUACUGCUCUGCAGUACAAACUCUGAAGUUUCUCUUGUGUGCAUUCUGCUUUGUUUCGUGUAAAUUUGGCACCAGUAAAUCAUGUUCCCCAAUACCUGCAACUCACUGA
Messenger RNA from Dermacentor albipictus, 4975 nucleotides. Its product is annotated as nucleolar complex protein 4 homolog B. Lineage: Eukaryota; Metazoa; Arthropoda; Arachnida; Ixodida; Ixodidae. Gene Ontology annotation, cellular component: nucleolus; small-subunit processome; Noc4p-Nop14p complex. Gene Ontology annotation, biological process: ribosome biogenesis. The record is from RefSeq and is a predicted model, not a curated record.